AUGCAAUUUCGUGACUAUAGGAAUUUAGAGUACAACAAAAGUGCUCCUUUAUUGAUUCUCUUAAAUGAUGACCAAGACAUAAUUGACUCAAUUAUUAUUGAAGAAAGUCUUCGAAUGUCAAAAUAUGAAAAAGAAACGUUAUGGAUAAGAAACGACAAAUUAAAUGAAGUUCCAAAAUGUGAUAUUUUAAGUUAUUCCGCAAAAGAAACAUCAUUGGUUAAAAUAAUCCAUGUUCAACCUGAGAUGUCACUACCAAAUUUAAUUUUAGAUUUUUGUUCUACAAUUCAAAAUAAAUUACAAAUGGAAUUCUACCAAAUACUAGUUGAUUUAAGAGAAUGGUCUAUCUCUGCGUCUGAAUAUGAGUUAACUGGUAUGCUUGCUUUACUAAGUGAUACAGCAUUAUAUAUUCUGUCAAAAAGAAAUGAAAAUUUAAAGAUAAUUUCAACACAAAUCUCAAAUAUUCAAAGUUCUUUCCCUAUAACUGUGUUUUUAUCUCAACAAAUUGGAAAAGAAAAUAUGUAUAUGACAUCACAAUUCUCCAGUAAUGUUAAAGUAAUUGGCAAAAAUAAAGACAUUGUAAACUUAAACAUUGACGAUUACUGCUAA
Messenger RNA from Strongyloides ratti, 606 nucleotides. RefSeq lists its product as hypothetical. The record is from RefSeq and is a predicted model, not a curated record. Bases 1 to 606 code for a protein of 201 amino acids. NCBI's taxonomy places the organism in Eukaryota, Metazoa, Nematoda, Chromadorea, Rhabditida, Strongyloididae. The transcript has a single exon.